This is a messenger RNA of Microtus ochrogaster (prairie vole), 344 nucleotides long. Lineage: Eukaryota; Metazoa; Chordata; Mammalia; Rodentia; Cricetidae. The record is from RefSeq and is a predicted model, not a curated record.
AGCACAUUCAGCAUGCUGCUGACUCGCUCCUCGGCCCUCUCAGGACACAUUAAGCUCUGGUUUCUGACCUUAGCUGUCCUUGUGGUCCUGGCUCAGACUUCCCCAGAUGGGUGGCUGAGAACGUGCUAUUAUGGAAUGGGCAAAUGCAGACAUGAAUGCAGGACCACUGAGAAGAAGAAAGAGAGAUGUGGGGACUUAACUGUUUGCUGUCUCCAAAUAUCAAAGUCGAAACUAUAUCACUUGCCUCCAGUCAAAGACCAGUCAAAGAAAGAAUGCUAAGACCCAGGAAGACCCUGGUCAUCAGCCAGCCAAGGAGAGAUGCCAAAGAGAACCAGCUCUACUGA